This is a messenger RNA of Physella acuta, 2911 nucleotides long. RefSeq names its product kinesin-like protein KIF9. The record is from RefSeq and is a predicted model, not a curated record. Gene Ontology annotation, biological process: microtubule-based movement. Gene Ontology annotation, molecular function: microtubule motor activity; ATP binding; microtubule binding. NCBI's taxonomy places the organism in Eukaryota, Metazoa, Mollusca, Gastropoda, Physidae.
CCUAACAACGCUAAUAAACAUGGACGCUAGAUUGUUUGGCCAAACUAACUGAACUCAAUAUUUUUAUUUUUACAAUUAUUCUAUACAACAAAAUGAGCACACGAAACAGAAAAGUCAGAGUUUGGGGCCGUUUUAAACCGACAUCGAAUUUCGCCAAAGACAAUAUCGAAAUUCUUGGUGACAGUAAGAGUGUGAAUGUUCACCUGCGCAGAGAAGCAAAGAAAGGCGUAGUGAAUAAUCAGAUUCUGGACUGGUCAUUCAAGCUUGAUGGUCUGUUUAACAAUGUUGACCAGGAGGUUGUGUACAACACGGUUGCAAUGGAUAUUGUUAAAGGAUCUUUGGAUGGGUAUAAUGGAACAAUCAUGUGUUAUGGUCAGACUGGAGCUGGAAAAACAUUUACCAUGACAGGAGCCACUGAGAGUUACCGUCACCGCGGUGUCAUACCCAGAGCUAUAUCUCAGCUUUUUAAACAAAUUGAAGAGCGACUUGAGUACAGUAUCACUGUCAGGAUUUCUUACCUUGAAAUUUACAAUGAGGGCAUGUUUGAUCUCCUUGGAUCACUGCCAGAAGCUGCAUGGAAUUCUAACAGAGAUCCUUUCCUGCCCCCUGAGCCUAUGGUAGUCUCAGAAAACCAGGAUGGUGUGUUUGUUAAAGGAUUGUCUUGUCACCUUGCCCAAAAUGAGGAAGAGGCUUUGAACCUUUUGUUUGAGGGUGAAACAAAUCGAUCUAUCGCAGCUCAUCAGUUGAACAAACAAUCAUCACGUUCUCAUUGUAUAUUUACUAUAUACCUUGAGUCAAGGUCAAGAACCCAGUCCAACACAAAGUUUACAGUUUCAAAGGUCCAUUUUGUAGAUUUGGCUGGUUCUGAAAGAUUAAGUAAAACAAAGUCUGAGGGUAAAACAAAAGAAGAGGCCUUGUACAUUAACAAGUCCUUGUCUUUUCUGGAGCAAGUAGUGAUAGCCUUGGCUGCACGCAAUCGUGAACAUGUACCAUUCAGACAGUCCAAGCUGACUCAUUAUCUUAAAGACUCCAUUGGUGGUAACUGCAACACUCUUCUUAUUGCUAACAUGUGGGCAGAAAAAGCUCAGAUUGAAGAAACAGUAUCCACACUAAGAUUUGCCACAAGAAUGAUGUGUGUUCAGAGUGAACCAUGUGUCAAUGAGAUUUACGAUCCAGCUCUGUUGGUGAAGAAGCUCCAAAGAGAGAUUCAGCAACUCAAAUCUGAGUUGGCCAUGCAUGACACCCUUACAAACCGCAGUAUGGUUUCUUAUGAGCCUCUUUCUGAGCAACAGAAAUAUGAAAUAAGAUCUCAAGUUCGGAGAUAUUUGGAGGGUGAUCUUGAUGAACUGGAUAUUGUCAGCUUGCAACAAAUUUCAGGGACAUAUUCUGCCUUCAAAGAAUUAUAUAAAGAUCUGGGAAAAGAUAUUGAAGCAAAACUGAAAGAAAAAUAUAUUUUGUUGAACAAAUCUGACCCGCAGUCUAUAGUAGCAGCACAGCAGGCUUUAGAAAACUUCCAAAAUGAGCUAACGAGAAAAAGUUUAAAACCUAGUGAGGCUAGUAAUUUGCUUUUGGAUGAUCAAACUGCAGUUGGAGAGUUGGAAGGGAACAGCUUUAGUGUGGGCAAUGCUCCCAAGACUAUGAAAUCAGAUUCUUCUACUGUGGUACAGCUCAAGAAGAAAGAGAGAGAAAGAGAACGAGACAAGAAAAAAGGAUCAAAAGAAAUCGUAGCUAGUCCUAUUCCAUUAAAGCCUGGAUCCAGCUCCUCACACAGUGGUAAAGGUGAAAGAAAAACUGAUUCCCCAGCUAAUGAAAAAGUUGAAAGAGAAGCAUCUGAAGUUCCAAUUUCACCUGUCAGUUCAGCUGACAACCUUUCAAGGGGACAAAAAUCAAGACCGGAAGAUUCUGAAAGCCGAGAUGAAGAAGAAGAAGAGAAAAUAAAACCAAAACAAAUAAGACCAGACACACCGCCUAGCAGAACAUCAGCUUUUGAGGAUUUUAAGUCAGACAAAGGGAUUGAGAUUAAUCGUAUUCUUAUUGAAAAUAAAGGUAUUUUGGCUUCAAAGAAAAAAGAGUAUUCUGAUUUAGCUAAUUUCAUCAAUAACACGAAGCAUUCAAUUGAUGAGUCAAGGAAGAAACUAGAUGAAAUGAAAGCACAAAGAGAGGCAGAAGGCCCUAUUCUAAAUGAGGAUGGUGACAUUAUUAUCACUGAAGAAGAAUUUAAUGAGAUUCAGAGAUUGAAAGAACUGAAAGCAAACUACAGGAAAAAGUAUGAUGAGCUGCACAAUUUAAAAUCUGAAGUAGUGUACUGCCAGAAGCUAGUUGACCAGUGUCGUCUGAGGCUGAUCCAAGAAUUUGACAACUGGUACAGUGAAAGUUUCCUAGGACCAACAGAAGAAAACCAGACCAGCGUGAAUGCUGGUAUAGGAGUCAAGCAAGGACUGACACUACCAGUCACAAGUUUGACUACUGAAGAUGAACAAGAAAAGUUUGAGAGACUCCAGCUGGAACUGAUGAUGAAUAACCCAGAAUCAGCAGCUUACUACAAUGCUAAGAUGAGAACAGCCAAACGAAAAAUGUACGGGGUAGCAAUGGACCAGCCCCAACCAGCCUACCGUAGACAGAUAGGCACACCAACCAUAUCAGUACGCAACAAACCACCUAACUUGCUACAAGUUCAAUACUAACAACCAGGACAGCUGUAUAGAAAGAUUGUGUACAUUAGAUGUAAUCAGCUUGCUGUCUGGAGGAUUUGGCUUCAGCGUAUGAGUAACAAAACAAUAUGGGCUGUUUUGUAUUUGCUUAUUCAUCCAAAAGCAUUAGUUAACCCUACAUUCAUCCAUUUGUUAAGUAGCAGAUGUCUGUAAUGCUCACAUACAGAUACUACAAGCUUCAAUUCUGCUGUACAAAACAA